Messenger RNA from Labrus mixtus (cuckoo wrasse), 1699 nucleotides. Its product is annotated as zinc finger C2HC domain-containing protein 1C-like. The coding region runs from base 228 to 1580 and encodes 450 amino acids. NCBI's taxonomy places the organism in Eukaryota, Metazoa, Chordata, Actinopteri, Labriformes, Labridae. The record is from RefSeq and is a predicted model, not a curated record. The transcript is spliced from 3 exons.
AACGGUGAAGAAGAGAGGGAGUCAUCACUGUUAGUAGCCUAUAAAUAUAUACCAGUUAGUCUAUAUAUAUUUGAAGCCAGCUUAAAUAAACGUGUUCAGCAUUUUCACAGACGACAGACAACAAACAAAUCGGAAUGAACCUCCAGCAGCUGGUUUCAUCCGCAAAGAUCCUUAUACACCAACAGCACACAACCUCAGAGAUAUGAUCUUCAACAACUGAUGAAACCAUGAGCACAUACACAAGGAAAAGACACAGUCCUCAAGGGCGAAUGCAUGGCAGUAUCUACACUCAAGCACAGCGUGGUGUAGUAGCUGGAAGAAGAGCAGAUCAAGACAGUCAGCCGUUUCCAAAUAAGCCUGUCAGCCACAAAAGACCGGACAACCCCAAGACACAAGACUCACUUGAUCUGUCUGAUUUUGAAAAAAUAACUAUUACAAAACAAUCAAGGGGCCCUUUGCCACCCCAAGAACGUCAUUCAGAUGGUAGAGACACCACCGGAUCCCGACACCCAAGAAAAGACUCACACAGGCUGCCCAGUGGAGAACUGGAGAUGACUAGAGCAAUUCAUGAAAAACAGCUGGUGCUACAGGAGAAGCUGUGGAGGGUGGAGGCAAAAGUAAGACAAAAAAUCCAGAGAGCCAGAGAUGAUGCUGCUCAAAAGGAUGACUAUGACCAGGGACAAUCAGAAAGGGGGAAAAUUCAGACAAAAACCAGAUUUUUGGAGCAGCAGAGGAGAGAACCAGUGAGAAGCAGAGGGCUGAUGAUACAAGACAGAGGACAAGAGGCUGUAAAACAGCAGAUGAUGAGGGACAGGAUGAGACAUGCAGAUGAAGAAGAAAGGGCAUGGAGAAGAAGAGAAACAGAAGUUGAACAGUUUGAACGAAAAGGACGUCAAGGCACUCAUGAGAUCACAGUUCGUAAGCGAGAAGUGAGAGGAAAGCAGAACCAACCGAGGUGGGACAAUGUGAAAGAGCAUACCAGAAGAAAAGGGAGCUUUGAAAGGGAUGACGGCAAUUGGGGAGAAAGAGAUGGAAGGUCAAAAGAGAAGGCAAAAGAAAGGCAACAAAGUACUUCUCAUGGUGAUAAAGAUUGGACGAGAGAAAAGAAAUAUAGGGAAGACAUGCAAAGGGAGCUGUCUAAUUCAGACAGAGAAGAUCAAAUACCUAGAAUAAAUCAACACAAAACUUCUCAUCAAACUGCAACACAAAACCACAGAGGUGGAGAGAGAAACCUGUAUGAGGAACAACUGCUCCCGCCAGCUUCUAGUUCGUCUUAUUCCAGCAGACAAGAAGAACAGGAGGUCCUUCCUUGCAAAGUAUGCGGCCGAAGGUUUACAAGCCAAAGGUUAGAGAAGCAUGUCCUAAUCUGUGAGAAGCUGAAACAAUCAAAUCGCCAAGUCUUCAACUCCUUCGCUAACAGAACCAAGGGAUCCGACUUAGGGGAGUACCUGAAGACCCACAGCAGCUCAAGAACUCCUGAGGUUUUGAAGAAAAAGAAGCAAAGGCAGAACAACAUGGCAAAUACAAAGAAUCUGCGUGAGGUCCGACUCCCAGCUGGAACUUCAAAACGGUUCAAGUGAAGCAACCCAGACACAUACGUAUACUUUGUCCUGUCUCCUUGUUAUAUACCUUGUGUCUACAUUGUUUGAAUGAAUUCCCUGUCACAGAACUGUCUAAGAUAGUUUUUCCUCUUAUAAGG